UGGACACUGGAUAACCAUGAAACAAUAAAUGCUGCCAUUUGUCAUGCUGUCUUAAAUCUGAAUUGUGUUGUUUGCGCACUGUGCGUCUGUGCAGUUGUUACUUGUGUCUCAGUGUCUGUGCGAUUUGUUAAUUUAUUAUUUUUAGUUUUCAAAUUUCGAUUAUAAUUAAUACAUACGUGAUACGUCUACUGUCUACGUGUCUUCUAGCUGUUUGUUUAUGGUUUUGAUUUGUAUUUGGAAGUGACUACUGUAUAACAAUGUCUAUUAGAAAAAUAGAGAGCGAAUGCACCAAGAGAAGAAAGAUUAGGGAAGAGAUAAAUGUUGUCAAGGAAAUACUUUCACAUUCAAAUUCAUUAAAAUAUGAACCACCAGAAAAUGUUUUGGAAAUAAAUAAAUCAAAUCCUAUACUUUUGUUUGAAAAUAAUAACUUAAUAUCCCACUCUAACAAUCAAUACAAUAUUUCAAAUAAUUUUCCAUCAAAUACUACAAUUAAUUUGCCAUUACCAGUUACCAACACUUAUGAGCCUACAGAUACGCGUAUAUUUAAUACAGAGAAAUUAUUCAUAAAUUCAUCUAAACAAUUUUCAGUUCAAGAAUUUAUAGCUGCUUGAGCAAUAGACUUUAAAAUUCCUCAUAAUGCAGUAAAUGGUUUGUUAAAAGGUUUAAAAAUGCAUGAUUGUUUCAAUAGUCUACCAAUCGAUUGUCGAACAAUUUUAAAUACUCCUAUUUGUAAAUCUAAAGAAAAUCGAGUUGUCAGUCCUGGAGUUUAUCAUCAUUUUGGUUUAGAAAGAGGUAUUAAAUUACAUGCCCCAACAAAUGUAUAAGAUAUUCAAAUUGCCAUUGGAAUUGAUGGUUUACCAAUUUCAAAAAGUAGCAGCUCUCAAUUUUGGCCCAUAUUAGCUUCCAUUAUGGUUGAACCUCCACCAAAAAAAUCUGUUUUUCUUGUUGGCCUAUACUGGGGAAUUGAAAAACCAAAAGAUAGUAAUGAAUAUUUAAUUGAUUUUGUAACUGAAGCUAAACAUUUAGAAACCGCAGGUAUUAUAAUAAAUGGAAUUAAUAAUAAAGUAAAUAUUAAAUUAUUUUGUUGUGAUGCACCUGCAAAGCAUUUGCUUUAAAAGUAAAAGGUUACACAGGUUUUUCUUCAUGUACUCGUUGCACUAUAGAGGGAGAAUAUAUAUGCAAUCGAGUUUGUUUUCCUUAUUCUCAAAUAAAAUCAAUUGAUAAAAAUCACUAUGCAUAUCUGAAUACUGAGGAUGAGGAAUAUCAUAUUUUAAAUCAAAUUUCUAUUCUUUUUGAAUUACAAAGUUUUAACUCUGUAACAUCUUUUUCGCUUGACUACAUGCACUUGGUCUGCUUAGGUGUUUGUAAAAAAACUCAUCAACCUUUGGAUUAAAAGACCAUUAAAUGUCAGGCUUCGGUCUUCAAAAAUAAAUGAAAUAUCAACUUCAUUAUUAGCAAUCAAUCCAUUUCUUACAUCUGAUUUCUCUAGAAAGAGCAGAUGUCUUCAAGAUGUAUGUCGCUGGAAAUCUACUGAAUUCUGUUUAUUUUUACUAUACACUGGACCUGUUGUUUUAAAAACCAUUUUAAGUGAAGAAAUUUACACCAAUUUUAUGGUAUUAAAUAUUGCAAUGUUAAUUUUGUUAAGUCUUGACCGAACAUUUCUUCUUCAAUAUGCCACAGAAUUGUUGGAUUUUUUUGUCAAGAACUUUGAUAAUAUUUAUGGGCAGCAAUUUGUAUCACACAGUGUCCAUGCCUUAUUACACUUAUGUGAUGAUUAUUAUUUAUUUGGUCCCCUUGACAAUUGUUUAGCAUUUGGUUUUGAAAAUUAUAUGAAAAAAAUAAAAUCUAAUCUUAGAAAAAAUGAAAAACCUUUAGAACAAAUUGUUAAUAGAUAUUAUGAAAAAUAUGAAAAAUGUGUUAUAAAUAAUUCAAGUAAUAAACCAUUAAUGGACAAUCAACCAGUUUCGAAACAUCUUCAUGAUAACGGUCCACUGGUUGAUAAUUUAACAGGUCCACAAUAUUACACUCUUAUGUUUAAAAGUUUAACCAUCAAAAUUAAAAAAGAGAGUGAUAGUUUUAUACUAACCAAAAAUGGAGAAGUAGUCAAAUGUAUGAAUUUUGUUCAAAAAGAUGGUAUUAUCAUGCUUAUUAAAAAAAAGUUCAACAUUUUAUUACCAUAUUUUGAAGAUCCCAUUAAUUCAACAAUUAUUGAUAUAUUUAAAAUAAAAAAAUUAUCUAGUCGACUCAAAUAUUGGAUAAUAUAUAAUAUUAAAAAAAAAAUGAUGGUACUUCAUCAUAGUGGAGUAAGCCAUGCCCAUUAUUCAUAUGGACAUUUAAAUAAAUUUUAAUUUGUAAAUAAAAUUGUAAAUAGUGUUAAUCAGUGAAUCAAAGUUGUGUAAUUAAUGCUCUUAAAUAAAAUAGGAUAG
Sipha flava (yellow sugarcane aphid) is the source of this 2426-nucleotide messenger RNA. RefSeq lists its product as uncharacterized. The record is from RefSeq and is a predicted model, not a curated record. NCBI's taxonomy places the organism in Eukaryota, Metazoa, Arthropoda, Insecta, Hemiptera, Aphididae. The transcript is spliced from 2 exons. Bases 1611 to 2348 code for a protein of 245 amino acids.